AUGACGGAGCUGAUGAAAAUGUUACAAGGCAUCAAGUACUGCCUAUCGGAGCACCCUAGGAUACUAAACUUCCGGUGGAGCACGACCCAAUCCUGGGGCUCCACGUGGUCCUUCCUCUUCACCGUCAUCCCCGCCUACAUCGCCGCUGCCGUCACACUCCACCUCCUCCUCACCCUCUUCCGCCGCCGCCGUCCGGUCCCCCUCGGCCCCAUCCCCGCCGCGCACAGCCUCCUGAUGGCUCUAAUAUCCGCCGUGAUCUUCGUCGGCAUGCUCCUCUCAGCCGCCGCAGAGAUUCGAGACACGCGGUGGCUCUGGCGGCGGACCAAGACCACCCCGUUCCAGUGGCUCUUCUGCUUCCCGCUCGGCACGCGCCCCUCCGGGCGCGUCUUCUUCUGGUCCUACGUCUUCUACCUCUCCCGGUUCCUCCACCUCUUCCGCACAUUCUUCACCAUCCUCCGCCGCCGGCGACUCACCUCCUUCCACCUCCUCAACCAGUCCUUCCUCAUCUUCAUGUCCUUCCUCUGGCUCGAGUUCUCACAAUCGUUUCAGGUCCCGGCGAUACUCUCCACCAGUCUGCUCUACUCCGUCGUCUACGGCUACCGGUUCUGGGUCGGGGUCGGGAUGCGCGGCGCGUGCUUCCCACUCGUGGCGAACUGCCAGGUGGCUUUACUGGGAUGUAACCUGGCAUGCCAUGUCGGCGUUCUGCUGCUUCAGGUGUUCAAAGGCGGGUGCAACGGGAUGGGGGCGUGGCUGUUCAACUCGGUGCUCAACGCCGCCAUUCUUUUGCUGUUCAUGAGUAACUAUGUGGAAACUCAUACCAUUGCCAGCAAGGCAAGUAACAACACGGCUUGA
This is a messenger RNA of Fragaria vesca subsp. vesca, 852 nucleotides long. RefSeq lists its product as uncharacterized. The record is from RefSeq and is a predicted model, not a curated record. Gene Ontology annotation, biological process: fatty acid elongation, monounsaturated fatty acid; sphingolipid biosynthetic process; very long-chain fatty acid biosynthetic process. Gene Ontology annotation, cellular component: endoplasmic reticulum membrane. The transcript has 2 exons. Lineage: Eukaryota; Viridiplantae; Streptophyta; Magnoliopsida; Rosales; Rosaceae. Gene Ontology annotation, molecular function: fatty acid elongase activity. The coding region runs from base 1 to 852 and encodes 283 amino acids.